GUGUCUAACGGAAACUAAGGUAUAGAGAAGAGGAUAUUGGUGCUGUUACUUGGUUUUCGGUUUCGAUCAUAGUUUUUGAUUAAAGUAGAAAUACUUUAACAAGUUCAUUUCAGGAGUGGAUUUUUGGAUUUCAAGAGUUGCUCACAGUUUUUAGAUUUCUUCAAUUGAAAAUCUUGUCGUUGUCCGAACUAAAACCAGCAGUUACAAAAAUGGCGUACCCACUAAUUACUGACUAUCAACUUUGGAUGGGAAAUCUGGAAUCGUACAUGAAUGAAACAUUUAUCAAAGCGGCCUUUCGUAAGGUUAAUGAAAAUCCAAAGUUUGUUAAUAUAAUUCGUGAUCGUCAAAGUGGUCAAAGUGCUGGAUACUGUUUUAUUAGGUUCAAAGAUGAUCAAACCGCUUGGAAUGCAAUGAAUAAACUUAACGGAAAAUUAAUUCCGAACACCGAUCCACCCGUUCGUUUCAGACUCAACUUUGCAUUGCACGGUGAGAAAAAUCACGAACCUGUAUGUAGUAUUUGGGUUGGGUCUUUAUCUUCUGACAUUAGUCGGUACCAACUGUAUCGAGUAUUUUCCAAACGGUUCGCUUCCGCAAAAAAUGCUUGUGUGAUUUAUGAUAGGAAUGGAAUACAUAUGGGCUAUGGCUUCGUAGAGUUUGGGUCGGAAGAAGAUGCAUUUGCAUCCGUUGAAGAAAUGGACGGGUAUGAUGGUCUUGGAACCAGGGUUUUAAAAGUCCGUAUUUCUACUAAAAACAAAAAAGUUAAAUUGCGUUAUAAUAAAAAUGAUCAAAAUAAUGCUGUUCAAAAUAUUGAGUCAAAAACAAUUGCUUUGCCCAAGCGUAAGAAUUAUCAGCUAUAUCAACAACCACAACAAUAUAAUCCUCAACUUCACUACAAUAUGUAUCAGCAGAAUCCCAUGAUGAUGAACAAUGUACAGUACGCUGUGCCUUAUGUCUUAAGUCCCGCUCCAGUUGCUAUCCCUGUUAUUCAGGUACAACAAAAUCCUUCAUACCUACAACAACCAGGUAUUCAAUACGUUGCCAUGCAAUAGCUUGAAGGGAAGGAGCUGAAUAAAUAAGUAAAGACCGAUGUUAAUUAGCCUGUUUACCUGGAUUGAUUCAUAUAAUAUUUAUUUACUGUUUUACAACUUUGUAAUAAUGUUUCUUUUUAAUUUUUUUUUUUAAUUAUUUGUA
This is a messenger RNA of Teleopsis dalmanni, 1191 nucleotides long. Its product is annotated as tRNA selenocysteine 1-associated protein 1-like. NCBI's taxonomy places the organism in Eukaryota, Metazoa, Arthropoda, Insecta, Diptera, Diopsidae. Bases 210 to 1049 code for a protein of 279 amino acids. The record is from RefSeq and is a predicted model, not a curated record. Gene Ontology annotation, molecular function: RNA binding. The transcript has 3 exons.